CAUUUGCAGUGUGGUAAGGUAGGAAGCUAAUGCGGGUGAGACGAUGGUAAAGUAAGGUAACAUUUAAAGUUGAUGAGGUUAUUAAGAUUGACGGUCUUUGAGUAGCAUUGUGGUCAGUUCGUCAGUCCCUUCGCUAACCGUUGUCCUGAGAAAACGUAUGUGAAGCCUUAUCUGGGACAAGCAUUCGUCCCCUGUCGUUUGUGCAGAUGCCUCGUUUGGAAACGUCAAAUAGCAGAGGCACAAAAAGACCAAAAUUAGACUGGAAGUUUGUUCAGAGGUUCUGCAGCAUCCAGAAAGUCCUGUUCCCAUCAUGCACCAGUCAAAGUGCUCUUAUGUUUGGGACGCUGCUUGCUGUCACCCUGACAGAGCAGCUGAUCAUUUACCAAGUGGGUGUCCUCCCCAGCCACUUCUACAAUGUGCUGGCAGACAAAGAUUACUCUGCCUUCAAGAGUCUGGUGGGCACAGCUAUGGUGCUCAUCUUGCUCAACUCCACACUGAAAAGUUUUGACCAGUACAUUUGCAAUCAGAUGUAUGUCAGCUGGAGGAAGACGCUAACUGAGAGCCUCCAUACAUCCUACUUCCAGGGCCGAGUCUAUUACACUCUCAAUGUACUCCGAGAGGAUGUGGACAAUCCAGACCAGCGGAUCAGUCAGGAUGCGGAGAGGUUGUGUAAACAGAUGAGCACCAUGGCCAGUCGUUUGAUUGUCUCACCGUUUACAUUGACUUACUAUACCUACCACUGCCUUUACAGCACCGGUUGGAUCGGUCUUGUGACUAUAUUUGGCUAUUUUGUAAUUGGGACCAUUGCUAAUAAAAUUCUCAUGGGGCCGAUUGUGUCGACUCUGUUUGAGCAAGAAAAACUGGAGGGUGACUUCAGAUUCAAGCACAUGCAGAUCCGCGUCAAUGCAGAGUCUGCAGCUUUUUACAGAGCUGGUAAAGUGGAGCACAUGAGGACCAACCGAAGACUGCAGGCUCUGCUGCAAACUCAAAAGAGUCUAAUAAACAAAGAGCUGUGGCUCUACAUUGGGGUAAACACCUUUGACUACCUUGGAGGCUUCCUCAGCUACAUUAUAAUUGCCAUCCCCAUCUUCACUGGUGUCUACAAUGGUCUCACACCUGGUGAGCUCAGUGCGGUCAUCAGUAAGAACGCCUUUGUCUGCAUCUACUUGAUAAAUGGCUUCACGCAGCUAAUAGACCUGUCAACCACUCUGUCAGAUGUGGCUGGAUACACCCACAGGAUUGGGGAGCUGAGGGAGGUGAUGGAUGACAUCCUACGCAAGCAGUGUGACUAUGACCCGGCGUCAGGGGAAAGCUAUGACUUUGACAGUGACUUCAACGUCCAUGCGGGCCCUGUGGACACUGCCUUUAUCCUGGACCAUCUAUCAUACAAAUCUCCUUACUCUGAUCAGCUGCUGGUGGAGGAUCUGAGUUUGAAAAUCAGUCAGGGAACACAUCUACUGGUGGUGGGGAACACGGGCACCGGCAAGACGUCACUACUGAGGGUCCUCAACCGACUCUGGGAGGCACACAGCGGUUUCGUCCAGAUGACCACAUGUUUCGGGCCCAGAGGAACCCUUUUCCUGCCACAGAAACCUUACCUGACUGAUGGCACACUGCGUGAACAGGUGAUCUACCCACUGAAGGAUAUUUACCCUGAAUCAGGGUCAGUGGAUGAUGCCCGAAUUAUGCAGUUCCUGGAACUGGCUGGAGUAGCCAGUCUCUUGAAGCGAACAGGUGGGCUGGAUGAAAGGGUGGACUGGAACUGGUAUGAUGUCCUGUCUCCAGGCGAAAUGCAGCGUCUGUGCUUUGCUCGACUUUUCUACCUGCAGCCUAAAUAUGCAGUGUUGGAUGAGGCAACCAGUGCUUUAACGGAGGAAGCCGAAGCACAGCUGUACCGCACCUGUAAACAGCUCGGCAUGACUUUGAUCAGUCUGGGACAUCGUAGAAGCCUGGAGAAGUAUCACGAUAUCCAGCUGAAACUGUGUGGAGAAGGCCGGUGGGAGUUAACAAAGUUAAAAGGAGGCAGAGAAGAAACUACGUGACUGCAGAAUUGAGUCUUUGAAAUCCUGGACACGCGGGACAAGACGACAACAGAAAAAAACUCCAGAGUUCAUCAGCUACUAACACUCAAGUGCUCUUCAACAAGGUGCUUUAAAAGCCACUUCCUCCAGCCGGAGGUAACCCCACUGUACACAUCCAGGUUGUAUGUAUUUAUGUAUGGACUCGGGUCUGCAGGCAUUUUAAAAGGAUAACAUUUUUCACCAGCCCCAUUGGUUAAAUACCAGGGUAAUGGGUGGGAGUACAUCAUUUUCACAAAGAAGAUGGUAGUUUGGAGGACACAUGUUUGUCAAGAGUGGGAAUUCAGCCAAAAUGUCCUGGACUCAAAGACUUUUCCAUGUGAAUGUUUUUGAUGGCUGUCACCAGUCAUGACACAUCAGGAAAGAAAAAAAAAAAAAAAAACACUCCGUAAGUCUUUUGUGUUUUUAUAUGAGGUUGCAUUUUUAUUGUGUUUACAAUCAUUACAUUUGGAAUUGGUUCCAGCUGUGUCACAAAAACUCAUGGAUCGGAGCACAGCUGUGGAUUGAAUCCAGUGUUAUAGUUAUUUACCCGAUUUCAUAAAAAUUGAAUCAAUUUUUUUUGUUUCAAUAAAAACAAUUUUUGACCCAA
Scatophagus argus is the source of this 2667-nucleotide messenger RNA. RefSeq names its product ATP-binding cassette, sub-family D (ALD), member 4 (gene abcd4). Gene Ontology annotation, cellular component: peroxisomal membrane. The record is from RefSeq and is a predicted model, not a curated record. The transcript is spliced from 20 exons. NCBI's taxonomy places the organism in Eukaryota, Metazoa, Chordata, Actinopteri, Scatophagidae. Gene Ontology annotation, biological process: peroxisome organization; long-chain fatty acid import into peroxisome; fatty acid beta-oxidation. Gene Ontology annotation, molecular function: ATP hydrolysis activity; ABC-type transporter activity; ATP binding. The coding region runs from base 207 to 2042 and encodes 611 amino acids.